Messenger RNA from Nycticebus coucang (slow loris), 930 nucleotides. Its product is annotated as eukaryotic translation initiation factor 4E-like. The transcript has a single exon. Bases 1 to 654 code for a protein of 217 amino acids. Gene Ontology annotation, molecular function: RNA 7-methylguanosine cap binding; translation initiation factor activity. Gene Ontology annotation, biological process: translational initiation. Gene Ontology annotation, cellular component: eukaryotic translation initiation factor 4F complex. The record is from RefSeq and is a predicted model, not a curated record. NCBI's taxonomy places the organism in Eukaryota, Metazoa, Chordata, Mammalia, Primates, Lorisidae.
AUGGCGACUGUGGAACCGGAAACCACCUCUACUCCUAAUCCCCCACGUGCAGAAGAGGAGAAAACAGAAUCUAAUCAGGAGGUUGGAAACCCAGAACACUAUAUUAAACAUCCUCUACAGAACAGAUGGGCGCUCUGGUUUUUUAAAAAUGAUAAAAGCAAAACUUGGCAAGCAAACCCGCCGCUGAUCUCUAAGUUUGAUACUGUUGAAGACUUUUGGGCUCUGCAUAACCAUAUCCGAUUGUCUAGUAAUUUAAUGCCUGGCUGUGACUACUCACUUUUUAAGGAUGGUUUUGAGCCUAUGUGGGAAGAUGAGAAAAACAAACAGGGAGGACGAUGGCUAAUUUCAUUGAACAAACAGCAGAGACGAAGUGACCUCGAUAGCUUUUGGCUAGAGACACUGCUGUGCCUUACUGGAGAAUCUUUUGAUGACUACAGUAAUGAUGUAUGUGGAGCUGUUCUUAAUGUUAGAGCUAAAGGUGAUAAGAUAGCAAUAUGGACUGCUGAAUGUGAAAACAAAGAAGCUGUUACACAUAUAGGGAGGGUAUAUAAGGAAAGGUUAGGACUUCCUCCAAAGAUAGUGAUUGGUUAUCAGUCCCAUGCAGACACAGCUACUAAGAGCGGCUCCACCACUAAAAAUAGGUUUGUUGUUUAAGAAGACACCUUCUGAGUAUUCUCAUAGGAGACUGCGUCAAGCAAUCGAGAUUUGGGAGCUGAACCAAAGCCUCUUCAAAAGCAGAGUGGACUGCAUUUAAAUUUGAUUUCCAUCUAAAUGUUGCUAAGAUAUAAGAGAAGUUUCAUUCGCCUUUGUCUUGUACUUCUGUGUUCAUAUAUAUAUAUAUUUUUAAUUUUGGCUAGAGUGUCCACUAUCCCAAUCAAAGAAUUACAGUACACAUUGUCCCCAGAAUCCAUAAAUGUGUUCCUGGCCCAC